This is a messenger RNA of Panicum virgatum (switchgrass), 411 nucleotides long. Its product is annotated as myc-associated zinc finger protein-like. The record is from RefSeq and is a predicted model, not a curated record. NCBI's taxonomy places the organism in Eukaryota, Viridiplantae, Streptophyta, Magnoliopsida, Poales, Poaceae. Bases 1 to 411 code for a protein of 136 amino acids. The transcript is spliced from 2 exons.
AUGCAGAAGCGAGCGAUUCGGUAUCCUUCCGAUUCACGUGGACCCCAUCCCUUCGCCGAGUCCCCCGCCGCCGUGCGCCCCUCCGAGGAGGCCUCCGCCGCGCGCCCCUCUGCGCCGCUCGUCGCCGCGCGCCCCUCCGCAGCCCACACCUUCACCAAGCUCGCCGCCGCUUCGCGAAGCUCGACGCCGAGCGUGCCGCCGCCGCCCGCCCCUCCGCGAAGCUCGACCGCCGCCUGCUCCUCGCAGCCGGCCGUGCCCCGCCCGCUCGCCCUCCGACCGCGCACCCUCGGCCUGUUCGCCACGCACCCGCUCGCCCUCCGGUCGCCGCGCUCCGCCCGCGAGCCGCGCACCCGUACUGUACUGCACUCCCUUCUGCAAGCUGAAGCUGCUGUUGAUCAGUUGAGCUUCUAA